Mollisia scopiformis is the source of this 1840-nucleotide messenger RNA. RefSeq lists its product as uncharacterized. The transcript has 2 exons. The coding region runs from base 326 to 1687 and encodes 453 amino acids. The record is from RefSeq and is a predicted model, not a curated record. NCBI's taxonomy places the organism in Eukaryota, Fungi, Ascomycota, Leotiomycetes, Helotiales, Mollisiaceae.
ACCGUAAUAAGGCUGUUUGAGUGUCAAUCAUGCAUCUGGCGCCUAUUUGGUCACUUUCUUUGCUUUUCAAGAGGCGCUCGACCUGACAUUGGUCCGGCACUGAACGGUAGUGGAAAUUGAGAAACGUUUCUUUCUUUUUAGAUCUCGACUUGAUCUUCGCCCAUGUGGUUUCCUGCUUGUCAUCACAUUUUUGCAUCAUUAUUCACGAACCCAGAGGGAAAGUAGGAUCGAGAAAGUAGAGAGCGGGAUGCUGAGAAUUUUGGCGGGACCAAAAUAUUAGUGGUACAGUGCCCCUGCUGCUGGCAGAUUGACGGGCUAGCCCAAUAUGCACCGCUCUACGGCGUCCUCCUCAAAUGGACCAUCGACUGGAGGUCUGUUCAAAGGGGGAAGCAUAUUUGGGGGCAGCAGCAAGACACCAACAAGACCGAGCACCAGCAGCGGAUCUCCUUCGACGCACAGCGAGUCUACGUCGACGCUUAGUAGUACGACGCUGUCCAGAUCAUCCACCUUCUCGAGGAAAACAUCCCUCUCUUCCACCCAAAAAUCCCCACAAGCCGCCUAUCGGAUUCGCAAUUCGAGCGUCGCCAGCCCAGAACGAAGAAUACAAACAUCUGCCUCGCAGUAUACGGACAAGCAUCCAUUGCCUGGACCAGCGCCAAGUAGGCAGGAGGUCGAGCAACCAAAGUCUGCGGAUAGUUUCAGACAGGUGGUGGCCAGCGCCGAAGCGGUGCGAACCCCAGGCUCGGGAACAGACUCAUUUACUUCAACAACACCAUAUGCAAAUAUGCUCGUCAGACCCUCAACGGGCUACCAAGCCACAGGUCCCAAUGGACUGCCAGCGUUUGCACCGAUUCAACCUCCGAGUCCUACAUUAGAAACCAUUACAUACCAACAUAUUCAAGAGACUUCGUCGAAGAGGAUAUCCACGUUAGAUUAUUUGAGAAAGGCGCACGAAGGACGAGUCUAUUGGUUCAAUACAUUAUUAUUCAACAAACCCGAUUUACAACGAAUGCCAUAUUUCGACUCCAGGAAACUCGCCCGACGAGCCACGAAUUAUCUUUUACUAGGGCUCUCACUACCAACGAUAUUAGAUCUCAAUUCCUCAACUCCAAUGGAAUUCCUCAAAACACUGAAUGCCCUACUUUCCGAAUUUGAGUCUUUUCAACAGAUACAUCCCCCAGACGGCUCCUCAUCCUUAUCACGAGGACGAUUUCCACAAAUGUUCAAGCGUGCAACCGGCGCAAGCAAUAAAGGACGAAGGCAGAGUUCAGCAGCAGAGAUAGGUCUACCAAUGGGCAGUGAUUACGACUCCAAGUCCAUGAAUAGCAGCAUAUCCUCAUCUGGCGCGGGCACGGUAACAUCGUUCGCGAUCAGCGAGACUGAUCUUCUUCCCGGAGAGGAAUACACCCAUUUAUUAACACCAUCGUUACCUUUCGACCCGGACUUUUACGAAACUUUUGCGACGUUGUGUGACGUUCUUAUCGACUGUUACACUAAGCUUAUGAGUCUGGUUGGUUCUCCGAGGGAAUGUAAUCCAGCGGUAGCGGAGAUGUUCACCAAGGCCGACCAGAGAGUGAGGAAGAUUAUUGUACAAGGUGUUGUCAAGGAGUUUGAGGAGAGUAGUAGGGCUGGUGUGAAGACCGAAGUGGCUGGUGUAGGAAAGGUUGUUUUGGGAGGACUUAUGUGAGUGCAUAUUUGCAUGAUACCAGGUUUUGGCGUUUUGGGAUUGGCAACAUGAUUCAUGGCAUGAAAUGACUGAUAUGAUCAUCCUGUAUGGCUAGUAGAAGAUUUGCAUCAUUAUGCUCCAAGCUACAUAAACAUAAUACAACAUAUCCAAUUG